CUUGGGCAAAUUUCCUUAUGGAAGAAACAAAUUUUCCUUUGAAACAUCCAAAUGGAACUAUUCGGAAAAUUUGGAUUGUAAAAUUUGUGGAGGAAAGGAGUGUUUUAUAUGUCGGCCAAAUCAUGUCGAAGGCGAUCAAGAAAAUAGUCGAGGAGGCGCGAGAUAACGCCUACACAGAACUAGACCUCGCUGACAGAGAAAUAAAGAGUUUGAACAGCGUUCCUAUUUUACGUAAGUUGUGAAAAAUUCUUGACGUGUAUCUCUGAUGUAUACUAAAGGUUGUUUGUGUUGUUAAAUUAUGACACUUCAGUUUUAAAAUGAUCUGUUUCUUUAUUAUGUAUCAAUUUGUUACUGUUUAGUUCAAUUAAGACAAUUGACAAAGCUGACGCUAUCUCACAACAGGUUAACAGGUAUGAUGUUAUUGAUGUACAUUUAUAUAUCAUUGACACAUCAUUUAAAAAAUUCAAGAUUGUAUGAAAUAUGCCAUGCAGUAUUUAUUUUUAAACUUUAUUUAUUUCUAUUUAAAUACUACUUUGUGUAUUUAUUCAUUCAUUCAACUUCACAAUAUGCCCUUCUGAUAAUUAAUUCACAAGACCCUCCUUGCCCUGGGAGCCCCGUUCUCAUGAAUUGUGAGGAUUAGGGUGUAGAUUAGGAUUAUGGUUACGAUAAUAACCCCAGCGGCCAAAACGACGUCUAUUCAACGUUGAAUCAACGUUGGAAAUGAUCACCCAGACGUUGGAUAGACGUUGAAAAAGGAUUGAAAAUGCAAAUUGGAUUGACGUUACUCUUUUGACGUUGAAACAACGUUGAGAUUAGGUUGCCAAUCUCGUUAACCAUAAUUCAACAUUGAAUCCAUGUUGAAACAACGUUGAGAAUACGUCACAAGUUGACAUUGUAUAACAAACCAUCAACAAACGUUGAUUCGACGUCUGUUUGCUGCUGGUGAACCAAUGUUCGUAAAACAAUGUCAGAGCAACGUUGAUAUUAGGUUGUCGACGUUGCGACCUUUUUUCAACCAAAUUUCAACGUUGAAAUAACAUCGUGGGCCCAGUGGGACAGCUUAUUGACCGAGCGUGAGGUCUGUACUGUGAAAUAUCAGACCGAGGUUUUUUAGUAUGGACCAAGCGACGAAGGAGCGAGGUCCAAUGCAAAAAAAAGAGGUCUGAUAUUUCACAGUACAGACCGAACAAGCAAGGUCAAUCGGUUUAUUAUAAGGCUGAACGAGUCUGUGAGCAUAUGCUUUUCACACAAAUUAAAUCGGCUAUCGUCAGUUUCACUGGGUAACAAUAUACGGUAGACAUGCAUGCUCAAUCAAAAACAAUUUGGUUGUUUGAAAUUUUUAUCUGUAUAUUUUAAUUACACACAAUUGGAAAAUUAAAAAGCAAAAAUUUUUUCUGUUUGCAAGGCAAAAAUUUCCCGCCAGAUAAACGAGAUCCAGGACACCGGUCCAGAUACAGAAAAUACGGACCACGGUCCGGAUAUGGGUUUUUACGAACCGCUUGUCAACCAAUCAGAAUAGAGAAUUUUGAAAAGCCACAUAAUAAAUUAGAAUUAGUGCCAGGAUAAGAGUAAGAAGUCAGGUCAUGAUUAUGGCAAGACUGACAACUAGAGGCUAGAGAAAGGAAUCUAGUCUGGCAGUCAGAUAUUUUGAAACCUGACAUUCAUAUCAUUGAAUGAUAUAAAAUGUAUUUUUUGAGGAUGCAAUCAACAAGCUUUCCAGUAGCUCUGUGGUUAUUAAUGCAUGCAGCUGUGGUGCAUGAUCUUGUGGGUUUGAUUCCUGCUGAAGAACUUUUUUCUAGGAAAUGUUUUCUUUCUAGUUUUAAUUAAAAGCUCGGGUUAAUAAUAGGGUUAGGAUCUGCUAAUAUUCCUCCAAGAGUGUCUGAUUGCUAUUUGGACUGGAUUCCUUUCACUAGCCGUACAUCGACAGGCAACUGUCUCAUGUAACAGUAAAGAAGAAUAUCAUCUCAAUGGUUUCAUUUCUCAAGUAAUGGGCAUUUCCUGCACUGCAUUUUAAAGUGUGAAAUGAAGAACCUGCCUCCCAGUUCAAUCCCUGUUUUACAGCCUCUGUACACUAUUGAACACCUUCAAUAGACAAUUUUGCUCAUUUGAGAGAUUUGGUCAUGUGCAUCAGUUGGUGUUUGUUACUUUCUUUUAGCAAUUCCAUCCUCUAUUGUUGAUUUGUACAAUUUGGAACAUUUGAAUCUGUUUAACAAUUUUAUUGAGGUAUGAAUGAUGAUGAAAAUAUAAAUAAUGUAUAGUACAGGUACUUAGCAGACAAAAUAUCCAUUUUAGAAAUGCUCAGAUUGCUACCUCAGCUCAAUUCUAAUAUAACUGAUUCAUUUGCAUUAUCUUGUUAGGAACUUCCAACAUCAAUAACUACAUUAUCAAAACUGAAAUUUUUGAAUGUUGGGUAAGCCUACUAUUCAUACUGUUCAUGUUUCCUAUGGUUAGAUAUUGGCUGAGUAGGGCUAUGAAUACAAUCAAACAAUCAUUAAUAUCACAAACAUCAGGCAGUGCUGACAGCAAAAUAAAGUGCAGUUAAUACAAAAAUGGCAAAUCUUCAGUACUCAUAUUUUAUACCAUCAAGUCAUACUUGUAGUCAAAUUUAAAGUUAUCUGACUUUAAUCUCAUGUUUCAUUCAAUUUAUUCUUUAGUAUCCUCAAUCAAUUUUAUACUCAUAAUUAUACUUAUACAUCUUUAUUGUUUGUAUACUACAGUAUACAGUAUUGUACCAUUAUGUUUCUUACAACAGGGUUAACCGUUUGAGCUCUUUGCCUCGAGGUCUUGGUUCCUUGCCUUGCCUGGAAAUUUUAGAGUUAACAUACAACAACCUCAAUGAAAAUUCUCUUCCUGCAAAUUUUUUCCUGCUAGCAGGUAUGUACACUCAUUUACAGUAUGGCAUAAAUGGUGGCACCACCAAAUCUCACAAGUAAAGUUUAUUGACCGAAGACAUUGCAAUCUUUGCUAAAAUCCAUUUCUGUUUUGCUUCCUCCAUUUCACACAAAUGCCACUGUAUGAGGGAGAAGGUUAAUUAAAGUUUUAGCGGCCAAUUUGCUGUUAAUUAAACAUGAUGGUACUGCAUGUAUCUGCAGUACAAGUAUUUGUUGAUGGCCUCUGUACUGUAAGUAUGCUGUUGUACCAUUGUAGUUGCACAAUCAUAUGCUAGAAUUCAGAAUGUGAAUUUAUUAUACUAUUGUAAAAAUCCUUAAUACAGUACGUUUUAAAAAUGUACUCACUACCUGUAUUAGAAUUUAGAAUUUCAUAUUUGUAAUAAUUAGAUCCUGAAAAGCCCAAUUGGGAGUAUCUAAUAUUGUAUAAUAAAAAUAAUAAUAUAUGAUGAUUGUACUAUCUACUGAGUACUAAUUAUCAUGAUUGUGAAAUGCAUGUUACAUGUAUAAAGAUUUUGUUUUGUCAUAAUGGCUUGCUGUAGAUAGUCUACGAGCUCUGUAUCUUGGUGACAAUGACUUUGAGAAGUUGCCAGCAGAUUUUGGAAAGUUGAAAAAUUUACAAGUGGUAAGUUAUGAACAGUGAGGAAAUGUCGUUCUGGAGGAACCACAUGAAUUGCCUUUGAUAUUCACUAAUUCAGUUAAAUUGCUGGUUCUUGACGUAGUUUUCUAGCGAAUGAUCUUACGCAAAACAUUGGUGAUUGGAAUUCCACUAUGUUGCAGUAUAUUAGCAGUAACAAUUACAGGUAGUCAGGGUUUUUUUCAGGAUUUUCUCUUGGGUCCGUUUUUGCAGAGAAGAUUGAGUUUAGCUGAAC
Messenger RNA from Paramuricea clavata, 3760 nucleotides. Lineage: Eukaryota; Metazoa; Cnidaria; Anthozoa; Malacalcyonacea; Plexauridae. The record is from the annotation of a GenBank genome assembly.